This is a messenger RNA of Phalaenopsis equestris, 526 nucleotides long. RefSeq lists its product as uncharacterized. Lineage: Eukaryota; Viridiplantae; Streptophyta; Magnoliopsida; Asparagales; Orchidaceae. The transcript has a single exon. The coding region runs from base 35 to 526 and encodes 163 amino acids. The record is from RefSeq and is a predicted model, not a curated record.
GAAGAGAUUUCAGAGAAGCUGGAGAGUGAUAGAGAUGGGCUGCCGUUACUCGAUCGAAGAAGCAUCCGUACCGUUCAUCGGUGUCCGAGUCAUCAACAUCAACGGCGUCGUGGAGCUAUUCGAGUUGCCCGUCGCCGCCGGUGAGGUCACCGGAAACCCGUCCAGCCACGUUCUUUGCUCGGCGGCCCAUCUUCUAUCCCCGGGGGCCCAACCGCUCCGGCCGGACGACCGGCUAGAAUCCGGCCGGCUGUACUUCCUACUCCCAAGCUACGCUCUCCAGGCCGGUCCGCUCGAUUUAGCCGCGCUCGCCACACGGCUCACCAAUUUGGCCCGAACCGCUCAAGUGAGAAAGGCGAAGGUCGAGUCGGGUGCGCCCGGAGCGGGUUCAGUUCCGGCCGGAGUCGAUCAGGGAAAGGUUCGAAUCCGGCCCCGGCCACACGUGUGGCGGGCGGGUCUGUCUGGCGGCCGGUUCUGUCAACCGUGCGGGAGGUUUCUUUGUCUCAAUCCAUGGGUUCGCAAUCUAUGA